GGGAAAUACAUAGUGUGGACGGGGAUUGAAAAACGAACGAUGGAGAUGUUCGCUCCUCAACAUUUGCUAUUCUGGCAAACGGGCGAAGUUAUCAACCGAACCGGAUACAGUCGGUGAUCUUCCCCGCAGAAUGCAGGGGAUCAAGCUCAAGCUCAGUCUCGGUCCAUCUUGGCGCGGGAGCCAGCAAUGUGGGCGGCUCCGAGCUUCCAAGAUUGGGCUAGCCUCAUGCAUUUCGUCAAAACGAUCGCCCAAAAGAAAACACGGCCGGGAUAUCGACGUUUGCAGCAGGGCCGAUAAACCCCAUUCUGAACGAGCGUCGUGUUUAUGGUUGCAUCGUGCGGUUCCUAGAAUUGGUUUGCUUCAUAAUUUGCGGAACCCCUGAACCAAUUGAUAGGUCGUGGAAGGAUCCGUAUUUGGACGGGCUGGCGACACGGAAUGCAGGCCAUGAACAUGUAUGUAUGUGCAUGUAUGUGUGGUAUUGAUUUGGUUUUAUGCGGGGCAGGAUUCGUGUGGAAACGAAUUAUAAAUAAUAACAAUGCGGGUGCGCCCACUGUAACUAUCACGCUCUCGUAGGAUUCCUAGCAGUUAAAUUUCUAACCCGGGUGCGUUCACCGUUCAAUCGAGGUGAGCACUCAAUUCGUCCUAUAUUUUUGGCCCUUGGGCUUUCUAUAUCCUCUAGCGUCAAAGAAAGGAUGAAACUUCCCGACGCGUCUCGUUCCCCUUGGGCAGUCCUAGGGCCGCUGCUCACCAGCGCGCUGUCGCUGUCCCUACUCAGCCAGCCCGCAAGAGCCGUGCCAAAUGAAGAUGAAAUCAGUGCGAGUGGCGGCAAUCACAAGCCCAAUGACCCCUUUGCGGUACUAGAUCCCCAGAACUGGGUCAACCCUGAUAAUAUGACCUGGGACGACUGGAAGUCUCCCCCUGGUACCAACUGGGCGGACCCGACCAAAAGGGGCUCAUUGCGCAAUUUCAACAUCGCCCUGGUUACUGUCGACUACCCGAACAUGCCAUUUGCCAUUCUCCAGAAGCCCGGGUCAACUAUUUUCGGCAACCCGCAGCCAAAUGCGCCUACAGGGCUUACGCGCGAGAAGGUGCCGGCUUUUUACCGCGAUUUCCUUAACAAACCCAGUGAGGUCAACCACGGACACACGCUCCAUGAGUACUGGAUGACCGACUCUAUGGGUCGUUAUGGCGUUGACCUCACUGGAUUUGGCCCUUAUGAGCUGCCAUUAAAAUCAUUCCAGUACGGUAUCGACAAGCGGAUGAACGACGGAGCAUGCCCGACGGGCGAGACGUGCGAAAUCGAUCUCCGCACUGACGCUCUUGGGGCCUGGCGCGCGGAUGUUGGUAAUGAGACAGCAGACUCCUUCGAACUCAUCUUCAUCCUUUCCGCGGGCCAGGAUGAGUCAGCCACAUGGCAAGAAUUUGGCGAAAUGCGCUUUCACACCCCGGAAGACGUCACCGAUGAAUUUGGCCCUCCAACGGCGGAAGAUCCAAACUUCGCAAAAACUCGCUAUGUAGACUGGACGUCGUGGGCCGCGGCGUCUACCAUCUGGCCUAAUGCCGAUGGAAAAUCAUCGACCCAGAGCGAGAGUUCUGGUAUGGCCGUGUUUGCCCACGAGCUUAGUCACUUGCUUGAUAUUGGCGAUAAUUACAACAAUCCAUAUGGGAAACCACCUCGACGGUCUUAUACUGGCCCUUGGUCUAUGUUGUCUCGCGGCAGUUUCAAUGGCCCCGGAGGGCCCCACUCUCGCUGGAAGAUCCCUCCCACGCAGGGAGGCUCCAUGGGUUCACUCCACACCCUCCGCGAUAAGGUUGAGCUCAAGCUCGUCGACAACGAAAACCUCGUUCGGCUAUCGCGCGAGGGAUUACCCAAAUCGGGCACUGUUGUGGCCCGUUUAACAGCCCGAUCGGUCGUUCCAAGCAAGGUCGAUCUAAUGGGUAUUCGCAUUGCAAUGGAUAGCGACAAGUCACCAGCUUGUGAUCCGGAUACUGACCCAUUCUGUGACGGAGGUGGCUAUAAUGGUUAUGACGUUGAGGUCAUCGACCGCAUGGGUCCUGACUCCUUCACUCCGGAUUCAGGGGUCAUGAUUAGCAAGACCAAGUCUAAGUCUCGAGGCACUUACCAGUGGACCAUUGACGCGAACCCUCAGGAUCUGGGGGUUGUUGACUUCUAUAGACCAGAUGGCACACCAGGAAUGAUCAGUCUCGGCGACUUCCGUCAGCUGGCGGACGCGCUGUUUCACGCUGGUACCCGUUCCGGCAGUGAGUACGAGUAUGUCGACAAAGCCAAUGGGCUGCAUUUCUAUAUAAUCGACAUUCACCGCGACAGGAAGGGCAUUCUUUCGUACACGGUUGCUGUCCGGCCACUCGAUAAGAAAGACUCCCAUAAGCGCGGCAUCAAAAUCAACAGGGGCCGAGUCAAACCGAGCCGCGGCAACAAGCCAACACACAAGGGAGUAACCUGCUCGUUCAAGCUCCGCAACACUGGCUCCUACUCACCUGCCAGCGGUGGGAACAAGCAGCAUCCACAGGACAUAUCUGAGUACCUGAAAUCGGAUGUAUACCGGCUUAAAGCCACUGUUAAAGGCAAAGGCUGGAAGGUCGAGCUGCCCAACGCGCUGACCACAGCUAAGUUUGGACAAUGGACGACAGUGGAUGUUGCCGUCGCUGCGGACAAGUGGGCUACGUACAAUGCCGAAGUCAAGCUGACAGCGACAUCGGAAUCAGAUUCCUCCGUCGUUGGAUCUGCGUUUUGCCGGGUGAGAAAGUACAUGUACUAGCGGUGGGCUUGCGCAGGCGAGAUUUCUUCUUCUUAAGACCGGAUAAACAUAACUUAGCAAGUUCUUGUAUGUACAUAAAUGAAAGCAUCCCAAUGUUUAUAAGGGAAUAACUCGAAGAAGUCUUGAAGAUUUGUAGGAGAAUCCUCGAAUAUAAUAACAAAAUAGGAGAGCAUAGACCCAUUGGAGGAGAGGAAAUCUCUCCAAUAAUUCCCUAGGGUUGCAUACAGCAUGGUAACUAUCUCCAAUAUUAGUAGUUUUCUCGGGAAAACAACAAGUGAAACUUACUCAUAACUACCCACACAUCACUGCCAUGUAUUUGCAAUUGAAGCAGCAAAUAUUCAAUGUUGGUUGAGCUUUGCUUGGAGAUGGUUUGGUUGCAGAUAGAUGGAUGGUGUGAGAAAUGCCGAGGUGCUAGAUGAAGUUUGUCAUGUUU
Molecule: messenger RNA, 3213 nt
Organism: Blastomyces gilchristii SLH14081
Lineage: Eukaryota; Fungi; Ascomycota; Eurotiomycetes; Onygenales; Ajellomycetaceae
Exons: 1
Coding region: 693-2780 (695 amino acids)
Biological process (GO): proteolysis
Molecular function (GO): peptidase activity
Source: RefSeq, a predicted model, not a curated record